Recurvomyces mirabilis is the source of this 1290-nucleotide messenger RNA. RefSeq lists its product as uncharacterized. Bases 1 to 1290 code for a protein of 429 amino acids. Gene Ontology annotation, molecular function: protein binding. The record is from RefSeq and is a predicted model, not a curated record. Lineage: Eukaryota; Fungi; Ascomycota; Dothideomycetes; Mycosphaerellales; Teratosphaeriaceae. The transcript has a single exon.
AUGGCGCCAAGUCUGGCUGUGAGCCUAAUCCAAGCAGACGUUCUGCCGAACUUCCCUCCUGAGAUCUGUUCGCUGGUUGAGGGAUACCUCGACCAGUCGGACCUCCUUUCACUUCGGCAGAUGAAUCGCCGUCUCCGCCAUUACCUUCAGGAGAAGUGGCUAGAGGCGUUCUUCAGGAAGUGGACUCACGUGUUCUCCUAUCACGGUCUCUCAACGCUCUUGCAGAUUGUGGCCCGGCCGGAGAUGGCUAAGCGAUUAAAGAGUAUCGAAUUUCGAGUUCUAGAUUUUCCGGAACCCGGAAAGGACCCACGCAGAGACACAGAGGCGGAGACAGCUCGUAUGGCUAUGAAUGCGGCGUGGGAGAUGCAGGAACUUCGUCUUAGACGUGGAGGUUGCGGCGCCAGGAAACUGAAAAAGAUCUUCACUGCCCUAGUGAGACAUGGUGUGGUCAUUCCGGUCACCAUCGACGAUGAUUGCCUGGAGGCAAACGAGAGAAUCCUGCGAACGGCCUUCGGUCGCAAGGUAUUGACGACCAUGGGAGGGGACCCAGAACGAUAUCUACUUUGGCGCGAGCACGAUCGUGGCAGCUGUGACGAAGUCGGCUGUGCCGUCAUGACCGCCAUCGCUGCUACCCAGUAUCCGGUCGAAAAUCUCCGCUUCCCCUGUCGGUUAUCCAACGUAGGUAUAGGACGUCUGACCUUGGGGCUCGAGUCCUCGAUCUCAAAGGCCUGCAGCACAGCGUUGUCAAAUCUGUCCAGCCUUGACUUGACCCUGGACCCACACAUGUUUUUCGAUGAGCGGAAUGACUGGACUGGAAAUGUCUUCCAUCUUCGCAGCCUGCCCGCGCUGCAACAUCUUCGCCUCUCUCUUGCGCAUCCUGCCUGUGCUGACGCAUCGCCGCGUGGCCUGACGAGAAUGAUGAAUUGCUUUCCCAUGAAGCAGAUCCGCACGCUCGUGUUAGGCAAUACAUACGGAGAGCCGAAGGAUUACAUCAGCAUGCUGGCUAAGGCUAAGCACAGCCUUCGCAAGCUGAGACUCGUCGCGUUUGAUGUCCUGUUUGGCGGCUGUUGGUCGACCAUUUUCAGAUGGUUAGGCCAGAACCUGGAAUUGGCAGAUUUAUGGCUAGAAGAUGUGGGCCACCCGAUGCUUGGCCUGUACGUAUGUAGGGGAGCAGCUGAGGCGAAUGCUCACGAGUGUAAUCAUUUCAUUGGGGCUGCAGUCGUACGCGACGGUCUACGCAGCUUGGUCGAUCGACCGGGUUACGCAUUUCCGUCAAAACCAGAAGCGUAG